CAAGGACGAGCAUAGACAGGUGUAAAGUUACUCAAUGACGUCAUUGAUGUACACGUCCAUGAUGCAAUGUUUAGGUGAAUGGUUUCGUUGACGAAGUAUAACAGUAUUUACUAUAAAGACUAAUGGUUAGAUAGAAAUAAUGUUGGAUUCCUUUUACUUAAGAUAAAACAGACACAAUUCAAUUGUUCACAGAAAAUUGACAAUCAAAACAAAGAAUUUUCUUAGUUCGCUUGAAAAAAACUGCUGUAAAACAGCAUGACUAUCCCGCUAAAGACUUUAGAAGAAUAGUCGACGAUCUACGUUUGUUAUAGAAUGAAAGCAUAUUCAUAGUUUGGACGAUUAUUUUCACAAGACAAAAUGUCUUCUGACACAACCCAAACUGCGACAGUCAUUAAAGGUGCACCAACAAAAUACGUAAAAUUGAAUGUUGGAGGAUCUCUUCAUUAUGUCACUCUCGGCACUUUAACUAAACAAGAUAAUAUGUUAAGGGCGAUGUUUAGCGGACGCAUGGAAGUUUUAACGGACACAGAAGGUUGGAUCUUGAUAGAUCGUGCUGGAAAACACUUUGGAUGUAUUUUGAACUUUUUACGUGAUGGUACAUCAUGUCUACCAGAUAGUCGUCAAGAGCUAGAGGAACUUUUAGCAGAAGCAAAAUUUUAUUUAAUUGAAGAACUUGUUAAACAAUGUGAAGAAGCCUUAAGAAAGAAAGGAGAUAGUCUUUUACAGUGUUGCAUUGUUCGACUGGCUACAUCUGCCAAACAGGAAAAAAUACUUGUCAACCAAAGUGACAAGCCUGUGGUGAAGUUUUUAUACAACAGAUCAAACAACAAAUAUUCCUAUACGAGUCAUUCUGAUGAUAACUUACUUAAAAACAUUGAACUCUUCGAUAAACUCUCCCUGCGUUUUCAUGAACGAAUCUUGUUCAUAAAGAAUGUCAUUGGAAGUGGGGAAAUCUGUUGUUGGACAUUUUAUGGUAAUGGAAAGAAAGUUGCAGAAAUUUGUUGUACUUCCAUAGUCUAUGCAACUGAACGAAAGCACACUAAGGUUGAGUUUCCUGAAGCAAGAAUUUAUGAGGAGACAUUAAAUGUUUUGCUUUAUGAAAAAAUAGGAAACAGUCAACCAGAUGCAGAACUUUUAAGGGCAUUAGGAACAACGCUAGGUGUUGAUGAUGAUGAAGAUGGACCUGUCCGUAGGCACAAGAGUGGUGCUGGAGAGUAACAACACCUUCAUACUUGAAGUUUACAUAAUUUAAGAAAUGAAAAAACUAUGUUUAGCAUGUUUGUACCAUAGCAUUAUACCAUUCAUAUAUCAUUGAAAAACUGAAGUGUUUCACUUGAAUGUCUGUGCAAGUAGCCAGACAUGUUGUAGGAGAGUUGAUGAUAGGAAAAAUUGUGUCUUCAUUUACUAUUAUUAAUUUACAGCUUGUAAUUUUCAUAAAGUCUAAACUGCUAGUUAAUGCACGUGCAUAGUCAAUCUUCAGAGAAACAUUCUAUUUUCAUUAUGAAUAUCGUGUAAAAAUGCAAAUAAACAAAACAGUGCAUGCAGUAAAA
Messenger RNA from Xenia sp. Carnegie-2017, 1550 nucleotides. Its product is annotated as BTB/POZ domain-containing adapter for CUL3-mediated RhoA degradation protein 3-like. The transcript is spliced from 5 exons. The record is from RefSeq and is a predicted model, not a curated record. Gene Ontology annotation, biological process: protein homooligomerization. Gene Ontology annotation, molecular function: protein binding. The coding region runs from base 358 to 1218 and encodes 286 amino acids. NCBI's taxonomy places the organism in Eukaryota, Metazoa, Cnidaria, Anthozoa, Malacalcyonacea, Xeniidae.